Messenger RNA from Coregonus clupeaformis (lake whitefish), 1311 nucleotides. RefSeq lists its product as uncharacterized. Bases 104 to 865 code for a protein of 253 amino acids. The record is from RefSeq and is a predicted model, not a curated record. The transcript has 11 exons. NCBI's taxonomy places the organism in Eukaryota, Metazoa, Chordata, Actinopteri, Salmoniformes, Salmonidae.
UCUCGACAGCCGGACAGUGCUAUGCAAAAACAACCAUGCCCAUCAUACAAACAGUUCAUGGAGUACAGAAGCUCGAAAUCAAAAGAACGACAGUCUUUUAACUAUGGGCCAAAAGGAAGAUAUAGGCCUAAAGAAAGAACACGUCCAGAUAAACGUAGGAUUGAUGGUGCCAAGUGGAACUGAUUUAAAACCUCUAAGAGGGAAAACACUACAGUUAUUUACAGACCCAGAGGUAGCAGCACCUGAUCUACUGAAACAAGCUGUCCAGAAAAUGACAACAUUUAACAAGGACAUGCACGAAGGACCUUAUGUCCUUUUGUAUCCAGACUGCUCAGAGGUGGUUCAUGUGCCUGGGUCAGAAAGGCCAUUCAAAUUGGCAGAAUAUAAAAAGGAAAUAGGAAAGGCAUAUUCCAGGAUCACUUUUUUCAUUUGCCUAGAAAAACACUAUAAAAGAGUGGAUGAUACCUCAGACUCUGAUUCUGAAAUUGUCAUCACAACAAGGAGCACAGCUGAACUCAAUCGUGCUGACACUUUGGUUUUUGAACCACAAAAUCGAAGUACUCCCAAACACAAGCUGGACGAUGAAAGAGAUGCACCAGGACAAUCAACAAUUCAGCCUGGACAGAUAGUAAUAUCUGAUGCUGAGGAUCUGGAUCCACCGGAAGCAAAUCCAGAAAAAAUGUCUUGCUACAGUAAAUACACAGACCUGUAUUCACCAAAUGUUGAGCAGGAGGACGAAGAGCCGGUUGCUGUCAAUGUGAAGAAUUUCCAACACACAGCAAUGGAGGAGACGGACAUUGCAUUACCUGACAUCGUAGCAAACCUGUCUCUUCCUAUUGAUCAUAAAAAAAGUCAGCCGGUUUAACAUCUCAAGGGAUAAUGUUUGGGAUGGGGCAGUCAGAGGUUUCAAGCGUACAACAUAUUCUGAAACCUGUGACAUGCUGGUGAAAUUUACUGAUGAUACUGGUGUUCUGGAAGAGGGAAUUGACACUGGUGGUCCAAGACGAGAGUUUUUAACUCUACUGAUGAAACACCUAAAAGACCGGCCCAUUUUUGAUGGACCAGAAGGACAUCGGUUCUUGGUCUACAAUGCAAAGGAUUGAGAAUGCUGCUUCAUUGGAUGCUCUGCAAGAAUGUAUGAUGAGACACAGCACAAUGUUACAGACAGCAGGUUGUCUGAGACAUGUGGCUACUGUGGAAGAAAAGAAAGAAAUCGUGUCAGACUACCUCCAAUGGUAUACCAUUGACCGCAACUCAUCUGUAAUUGACAGACGAUGGACGGGGCCCAUGUACCGUCAAAUCUUGGGUGAG